AUGGUGGACUAUUUUGAUUAUGUUGAAGCAAAAAACCUUAAUUUAGCAGAUUUGAAGCAGAUGGCUGUUAUGUGCGGCUAUAUGAAUGACUCGGAAAUAUUUUGGCAUAAAUUUGGAAAGUUCGGUGAUAGGUGGAGAUUAGUGUCUACUGAAGUAGAAGCUCUCUCAAUUAAAAAUUUUAUCCCGAAUGAUAGAGUAGUUGAGUUGUAUUUUGAACAUUUGGACUCCUACAUUGAAGUAGAUUCAGGUGAGAUUCUAGGCCACACAAAUUGUACAUUAAAUCAAGAGCAUAUAGAAUGUGGUGACACAUACAAUUCUGAUGAGUUUGAAGAUUCAGAAAAUGAAUUAUCCGGUGACGAUGUCAUCCUUGAAAGACAUGGACAAAAAAAGCAAAGCUUUGAGGAUGGAAGGAAACUUAUUAAUGACGAAGUUCUGAGGAAAUUGUCUAAUGAAGAUGGAGAUUCAGAUUGUGUGGACUCUGAAGAUCAGAAGAGUUUGAAUGGUGAUUCUGAUAAUGAGUGCUUUCAUUUUCCAAAGCAUAACCCAAAAACUGAAGCAAAACAUCCUAUAUUAGCAUUAGAAUAUACAUUUGGAAGCAGGGAGGAGUUCAAAAAUGCGGUAUCAAUUCAUGAGGUAAAAGCUGGGAAGAGUAUUAGGUGGAUAAAAAAUGAUGGAAAAAGAGCAAAAGCGAAGUGUAGAAAUUCAGAUUGUAAAUGGGUAAUUAUGGCAUCGGUAAUGCAUCGAGACAAGGCAUUUCAGAUUAAAACUUAUGAUUCCAAGCAUACCUGCAAACGUUGGAACCAUCGUAACAAGACAAUAACCUCUUCUUUCAUUGCAAGAAUGUAUCUUGAUGCUAUCAGUCAAAACAGAGAGUGGAAGUUGUCUGACUUUAGAGACACGGUCAGUGUGGGACUUAAAGCUCAUGUUACUUUAGCUCAAGCUAGAAAGGCUAAAAAGAAGGCACUUGCAUUAAUUGAUGGAGAUGUGAAAGAACAAUUUUCCAUCCUUUGGGACUACUGCCUUGAAAUUGGAAGGUCAAAUCCUGGAACUUCAAUGUAUAUGAAGCUAACUCAAAACGAAAUGCCGAACAAACCAUAUAGAUUUCAAAGAAUCUAUGUUUGUUUUGUUGCUUGUAAGGAGGGGUUUAAGGCUGGAUGUAGAAAAAUAUUGGGUGUGGAUGGGUGUUGGUUGAAGGGUCAAAUGUAUGGAUAUCAGUUGUUGACAGCAGUUGGCUUGGAUGCCAAUAAUAAUAUUUUUCCAGUGGCCUAUGCAGUUGUAGAAAAGGAAACUAGGGAGACAUGGUCAUGGUUUUUGACCUACUUAAUUGAUGAUUUGGAGAUUAAUGAUCAAGUUGAUUGGACCUUUAUGUCGGACAAACAAAAAGGUCUCAUUGAAGCGUUUAAUGAAGUUUUGCCAUCCGCUGCUGCAAGUGCUACAACUGUGGAAUUUUUUAAUGCUCGCAUCAAUGACAUUGUUAAAUUGGAUGCCGAAUCUGCUAUAUGGUUGAAAGAAAAGGAACCUAUUGAAUGGUCUAAAUCACAUUUUUCUCCCAUUGCUAAGUGUGAUAUUUUGUUGAAUAAUAUGUGUGAAUCGUUUAAUAGUAUGAUACUUGAUGCUCGAGAUAAGCCAAUCAUCACUUUGUUGGAAAAAUUAAGAUAUCUUCUUAUGGCUAGAUUACAAGCUAAUAGGGAUAAAGCUGAUAAAUGGAAUUCUGAUGAUAUUUGCCCUCGGAUUAAGAGUAUUCUGCACAAAAAUGAAAAAGAUGCUGCUGGUUUUAUUCCUAAAAAGUCGAAUGAAUGGAACUUUGAAAUUCUUGGCGGAAGUGUGAGCGACAUUUGGGCUGUGGACCUUGCUGGCAGAAAAUGUAGCUGUAGAAAAUGGACCAUUACAGGAAUCCCUUGCAAGCAUGCUAUUUCGGCAAUUUGGCAUAAAAAUGACGAGGUUAUUAAUUAUGUGGAUGACUGCUAUAAUGUGGAAAUGUAUAAGCGAAUCUAUGAACCAGCUAUUCUUCCAAUAAAUGGUUCACAGUUGUGGCCUAAAUCAGGCAAGAUCCCUCCUUUGCCUCCAAUCUUUUCAAGACAAAAUAAGUCUGGGAGAAAGCAAAAGUUGAGAAGGAAAGAACAAGAUGAAGUAGGAUCAAGUAGAACUAAGAUGAAGAAGAAGCAAACAUCAGUUAACUGUAGUCGAUGUCACAAGUCUGGCCAUAAUACGAGAACUUGCAAGUUUAACUAUGUACAGCCAGAAGGAGGAGUUUUUGAGUCAGCUUGUAGGAUGCCUUCUACUUCAUUUGUACCUGAAAAGUUGCCGGUAAAUAUUUUUAUACCUAAGUAA
Messenger RNA from Solanum verrucosum, 2331 nucleotides. RefSeq lists its product as uncharacterized. The transcript is spliced from 2 exons. The record is from RefSeq and is a predicted model, not a curated record. Bases 1 to 2331 code for a protein of 776 amino acids. Gene Ontology annotation, molecular function: zinc ion binding. NCBI's taxonomy places the organism in Eukaryota, Viridiplantae, Streptophyta, Magnoliopsida, Solanales, Solanaceae.